ACAAGCUGUCACAUGGGAAUAACAUGACAGAGGCGAGUUCCUUUAUUUUGCUUUCAUUUCUUUAAACGUGUUAUGUUAAGAUUCUAAGUUUAUAUCGGUCACACACGAUGAUCGAACUGUGAAAAAAAUAAAAUAAAUAAAUAAACAAAAAUCUUUCGUCGUACCGAGUGAGCUAAUAAUUGCAUACUUCACUACAUGUUUGGCAUGUUAGAUUAGUCCCGCUCAUCCAUAGGGACAGAAACAGCAGCAUGAGUAUACGAGCACUAUGGGUUGUCUCACACGAGAAGGGUGAAUCUGGAAAAGUGCGGUUUUCCAGGCGAUUCCCAACAGUUGAGCUCCGUGCCAAAUCCUUGGCUGGAACUCAGUAUGUGGCUGUUCCGGAGGACCGCGUCAUACCCAAGCUUCUGCUGACAGAGCUGGGCCUGGUGGAUGCUGACAAACCUUACGUAGAAGUACGGGACGACUGCGCCCGUCAGCACCGCUCACCGGCUGUGGAGCUCCGUUUGGACGGCCCGGGUAGGAGAACCCUCUGGCCCUUGCUCACGGUCACUCAGGGAGCGUUAAUCCUAGCCUGCCUUCCUCUAGUGGAAGCACCUCCUGAGCCUCGACCACCUCUCCCCAGCCUGGCCUCAGUCUCUCAGGGCUUAGCUCUUUUGUCAGGCCUGCAGGAUUUCCUUUGUGGUCCUGGAGCUAAACCAGAGCCUGAUGUGCUGGCCUCCCGUUUGGCUGCUCUUCCUUCGGUGCUCCUGCAGGUUUGCCCUUUGGGGAGGCCACUGGACACCCCUCCUCCUGCUGGAUCGGUGCCUGCUGCUGUGGCUCCAAGCCCAGGGGGGGCUCAAAAGCAGCCAGCCUGGAAGGCAGGGGUCCACCGAGGCAGGGCGGUAGUAAGUGUGGCCCUUACCGAGAAGGUGAGGUCCAUGCAGUACAGCAAGAGCAGUCAACAGGAUAUCUGGGAUGUGUACGGCAUGGUCAUGUGUAAAUGUGAGGUUGAAGGUGUUCUGCCCAAUGUGACUGUCACCCUCACACUCCCACACAACGGUUCACCCCUGCAGGACAUUCUUGUCCAUCCCUGUGUGACGUCUCUGGAUGCAAGCAUUCUUACCGCCUGCAGUGUGGAUGAAAAUGACAGUUCCGCCUUUUCAGGGCCAUACAAGUUCCCUUUUUCACCACCUCUGGAGCUUUUCAGACUCUGUAGCUACACCUCACAGGUACCUGUGCCACCAAUUCUUGGCUCCUACCAGCUGAAGGCAGAGGAGAAUCAUCUGAAGGUUAAUGUUGUCUUGAAGCUCCAUGAAAGUGUCAAAAACAGCUUUGAGUACUGUGAGGCACACAUUCCAUUUUUCAACCAGAAUCUAAUGGGAAGUGUGGAGGUCAAAGUGAGCUCAGGACAGCUUGAGGUGUCUAAAGAGAAGAACCUACUGGUUUGGGUCCUUGGUCAGAAGUUUCCAAAGUCCCGUGAAGCAACACUGGAGGGGACGGUUCAUUUUUCAGGGACUGUUGCUGGACCGACAGACCCUCUGUGCACAGGACUCACUGCAUAUAUAAAACUUUAUUUCCGUGUGCCAGAUUUGACUCUGUCUGGUUGCUGUGUGGACCAACACUCAGUGCAGGUUUACUCAUCUGCCAAACCGCGCAUUGUCACAACACGAGAGCUGGUCUCCUCAGAAUAUUACAUUUGGAACUCCACAGGUGAAGCCCCGGUGUCCUCUGGACUCAUGGUGCUGUGACGGCAUCUCAUUAAUGCACAUUGGCCUUAAUAAAUCAUUGUAGAUAUUAAACAAGGAUCAGGCACUGAAUUAUAUUCUGUAUGGAAAUGCUGCUGUCAUAUAGUGUUAACUUACAUUUACAGUCUGACUUUCAUAUAUCAGUGUGUUUUUUCUGUCAAAAUAUGAAAUCCUCAGUGUCUCAGAA
This is a messenger RNA of Onychostoma macrolepis, 1911 nucleotides long. It is a transcript of the gene ap5m1, whose product is annotated as adaptor related protein complex 5 subunit mu 1. The record is from RefSeq and is a predicted model, not a curated record. The transcript has 8 exons. Bases 249 to 1727 code for a protein of 492 amino acids. Gene Ontology annotation, cellular component: AP-type membrane coat adaptor complex; lysosome; late endosome. Gene Ontology annotation, biological process: endosomal transport. NCBI's taxonomy places the organism in Eukaryota, Metazoa, Chordata, Actinopteri, Cypriniformes, Cyprinidae.